GCACCAUCACUACCACCGCCAACAACAACAACAACUGCACCAUUAUCUUCAACAGAAACAACAACAACAACAACAUCAGCACACGUAAAAACAUUGGCUCCUACCACAUACUCAUAUUCACCUUAUUUAGAUAAUAAUGAUGUAGUUUAUGAAGAAUACCCAUAUUAUAAUUAUGAAGGUAAUGUUUAUCAUCAACUUUUUAUCUUUGUCACUCACACUAUAAAUUAAUAGACAUGCCUGUCGUAAAUAAUCCUACAUUAAAAAAGAAAAGAGAAUUCGAUGAACGAAUGCAAAAUAUUAAUCGUGAAUUUCUUGAAAAUAAAGAAGUGCUUUAUGAAGAAAAGCUCAAGCAAUUACAAGAUGAAUUAAAAGCUGUUGAAAAAGGUCGUCACGAGCUUUAUGAAGAGUUACUAGCCGAUUUAGAAGAACAGAGAAAAAAGAUGAUUGACGAUGCACGCUUAAUGAUGAUUUAUCAAAUAUCUUGUGUAGAUAAGCAAUUUUAUUUAGAUUCUAAAAUUGUACAGGAAGAAUCGAUGGCAGAACGGAGAGAAUUACAAAAUGCCAUGUUUUUAGUAAUCGAUGAAAAGAGAAGGAAACUCAAAGAGGAUAAAGAUGGUGAAGGUGAAAUCGGCUUAUCGACACAUCAAACUAGAAAUCGAAAGCGAAUGUUGAGAAAACGAGGUGAUUUUGAAACGCUUGUAAAUAACCGUCAAACAAACAAUAAGCAAAAACGAAAACAAGAUCAUAUCCUUUUUAAUAUAUUUAUUACUAAUAUUGUUGAUAGAUGGUGUAUAUAUAUUAUCUUUAACUUUUAUUGGAAGAAGAGAUUGAAGCUGAUUUUUGUGCUAUGAAGAAAAAACGAUAAUUUUUUUUUUGAUUUAUAUACACACACAAAUGUAUAUUUUUUUUUAUAAUGUAUAUUUUUUAUUUUUUUUUUUCUUUACUUUUAUAUAAUGACUACAUUUAAAGGGAUGGCUAUUUUAUGUUUUCAUCCACAACAACAUCUACUUCAA
Molecule: messenger RNA, 1013 nt
Organism: Cokeromyces recurvatus
Lineage: Eukaryota; Fungi; Mucoromycota; Mucoromycetes; Mucorales; Mucoraceae
Exons: 4
Coding region: 234-851 (205 amino acids)
Biological process (GO): negative regulation of transcription by RNA polymerase II
Cellular component (GO): Sin3-type complex
Molecular function (GO): histone deacetylase binding
Source: RefSeq, a predicted model, not a curated record